Molecule: messenger RNA, 1326 nt
Organism: Pestalotiopsis fici W106-1
Lineage: Eukaryota; Fungi; Ascomycota; Sordariomycetes; Amphisphaeriales; Sporocadaceae
Exons: 4
Coding region: 1-1326 (441 amino acids)
Molecular function (GO): saccharopine oxidase activity; sarcosine oxidase activity; flavin adenine dinucleotide binding
Source: RefSeq, a predicted model, not a curated record
AUGGGAGAGUCACAAAACAGCGCGGCCAAUGCCUCUCCGCUGGCCGGAAAGUCAAUCCUCUUUGUCGGCGGCGGCACCUUUGGCGUGUCUGCAGCAUAUCACCUGGCCAGCCGUCUAGACCUGGCCACGUCCAAGACCACCGUCACCAUUGUGGACAGAUUCGAGAGCCCGUCGCCCAUUGCCGCUUCGACCGAUCUGAACAAGAUUGUCCGCAGCGACUACUCGGAGCCCAUGUACUCCCGGCUCGGCGUCGAGGCCAUGGCCGAGUGGAAAAAGGACACGGGCAUCUUUGCCGGCAUGUUUCAACAAACGGGUUGGUUCCUGGCUGCGCAAAAUGUCAGUUUACCUUUUAUUGAGGCGUCAGUGGAGAACCAGAAGAAAAUGGGCAUAACGGGGGUCAAAAAGGUGACGCCCGAAGAAGCCAAGCAGAUUAGCCCAACAUUUACCGGCGACAUGAAGGACUGGCAGAUCUGGUGGAACCCCUGGGCUGGCUGGACCACGAGCGGCGAUGCCCUCGCCGCCAUGACACGCGCGGCCAAGGCCCUUGGAGUUCGCUACGUGUCGGGAAAUGACGGCUGGGUGCGAAAACUGCUGUAUAACGCCGAGGGUGCCUGCAUCGGGGCCGAGUCCGCCAGCGGCGCCCGACACUAUGCCGACAUGGUCGUCGUGAGCGCCGGGGCCGCCUCGCCAGAGCUGUUGGAUUUUCAGGGCCAGCUGGUAUCCAAGGGUCAUGUUGUCGGGCACAUCCAAUUAACUCCCCAGGAAGUCGAGAAAUACUCUACGCUCAAGAUUGUGGAUCAUUUUGAACAAGGAAUCAUCUUCCCCCCGAACCGCGAUGGUAUUGUCAAGGUGGCGACUGUCAAUUUCGUCACCAACAAGAAGAAUUUGCAAAAGCCUGGCAUCAGCUUGCCGAGGUACCGGCAGGAUAAUCCAAGGGACGAUAUUCCCAAAACAGUCGAGCGCGAGAUUCGUCAGUGGUUAAGAGAAUUUGUGCCGGACUUGGCGGAUAGAGAAUGGUUCGAGACAAGAAUAUGCUGGGACACUGAUACCAAAGAUCUCCAUUUCCUGGUAGACUCGCAUCCGGAUGUGAAAGGUCUCUAUCUCGCAACGGGUGGAUCAGCGCAUGGCUUCAAAUUCCUCCCCAUCAUUGGCAAGUACGUUGUGGACAUGUUGGAAUCGAAACUCGAUCCCAUGUUUGCCGACAAGUGGGCCUGGCGUCCCGGCCGACAACAUGAGAAGCGCGGUCCUGAUCCUCAUCCCAACCCAGAGCGUGAGCUGAGCGAGUUUGAAGAUUUCUCCAUCAUGAAGCCCCUGGCGCGACUUUAG